GGGGAAAGAUGUUAAAUCCGCAGCCGCACCGGGACAUCCCGCCGGUGUUUGGAAAACCGUGGUACUGGCAGCGGAGCAGCGCCGUCAUGGAGAGCACCCGCAGCCUGGCGCACGUCGUUAUGGAAAUGCGCGAAGAGAUCAAGAAGUUGGAGAACGAGAACCGGGAACUACGAGGGGACUUCAGCCAGCGGUCACAUUGGGCUAAAGUUGCCCAUGCGAGCCUGGCGUCCACGGCUGUGGUGGAGGAGAACCCUUGUCUCAAUCUAAGGAGGAAUGCGUCUGCACCGGUUUUGGAGGGACCGUACAAAGAGAACAGCGUGAUGACUGUGCGGAGGUAUUCUAUGGGCUCUGCCUUACCUUCAGUGUCUAUGAGAGAAGGUAGAGUGGAUCGGAUGAGGAGAACUGACUCGGGAUGGGAGAGACUUCAAGAGGAGAUCCAUGGAGGCAGUAUAUUUGGAAGUCCAACCAGACUGGAAGUGGGAAAAACCAACAACAGGCACUCUUUGCAGGAUUAUGUCCAUAAGAACAGGGCAAAAGUAAAGACAGUCAGUUUCCUCUUGCCUGUAGAUGAUAUUUACACCAACCGACCAGUUUUGCCAAAGCACCAAGGGGAGUGCAGUAAAAAUGAAUCAGAAUCCAUCACUCAAACAGACUCAUGAUGAAGAUUAUGGCAAUCUUGGGUCAUAGCCAAGGACAACAAAAGGUGCACACUUGGCUCUCCUUUAGGUCAGUGUUUUUGGCCCCUGUGGAGGGAGCCAGGGGAGCUAUUUUAUCACACCUGACCACACAAACAGAGGACUCUGGUUACAGGUGUUGUUUUCAUCUGGAGCUUUAGAGGCUAGGUCAGCAGCGCUGAGACUCAUGGAGGAUCACAUAUCCAGACUCACUCUAAACCUGGACACACACAUCUGAUGGCCCCUUUACGCACCCAAGUCUUGUGUAACCUCACUGCCAUUAUGUUUUCCGUAUAAGAUAGACUGGAUAAGAGGCACAUCAACUGCAAUAAGCACUAGAUGUGCAUUUGAUUGCUCAAGAUGUUGUGUUUUGUAAAAGAAAUUAUUUUUCUAUUCACUUUCCAAAAUGUAUAGACAGGUGCAUGUGCCGUAUAUAAUCACUAAAUAGUAUUUUUACAAAUCUUUAUCUACCUUUAUUAAUUCAAUUGAUGUAGUUUGUCUUAAUUUUGGUGAACAGAUGUGAAUCAAUCAUCACUGUAAGCAAAUUCCAUUUGGUUAAUCAUGUAUAUCUGUUUUAUUGUCUUGUUCUGUCAGUUCGCUAUCUAAAUCAUAGUUAUUUUAAGAAUAUUUAAAAAUGUGACCCAACAUAUUUGCACAGUCGUGGUGUUCUAGUAUGCCCAAAUAUGUGUGUAAAAUAGAGCAAUUCCAUUUACACCUCCUUUAGAAUGUGAAUAGUGUGUAAUCCCAAAAUGGAUCAGACUCUGAUAUUAAAUGCAAUGCAAAGAAAAUGACAUUAUUUCACAGAAAGAGCAGUAUGCAUAGGCUGAUUUGGCUUAUGAUGGUCUGCAGAAGCUGUGGCGCAUCCCACGAUGGAGCAGUGAGCUGCAUGUGAGAUACAUGUUUGUAAAUAUGGAUGUGUCCACCUGCCCUUCAGUGCUGUACAGGCUCAUGAUCAGCUGCAUGUGCAGGCUUGCACACACUUAACUGUGCCAUUGCAACACUCACACAACACACAAUCAUCGAAGUUGAUGAUGAUUUAAAUAGCACUAUAUAAAGUAAUUUCAUUAUAUUGCUGUGUGAAUAUGAGGAGACUUACACCAUUCAUGUAGCUAAAGUAUUCUAUUAUUUGAAUAGUGAAAGAAAGAAUGAAAGUAUUACUGUUGCUUAAUUCUCUAAAAAACUAGUGCAUUUCCUUUCUGGUCUCCCGCAUCAAAAUAAAGCAUGCACCAUAGGUAAAAUUUCAGAUAAUGCAGUCCUGACCAAGCCUCAAGAUAUGGAGAUGGUGCUCCAGACAGGUUGCCUCAGCAGCAUUGAAGGAUGGGUAAAUGUGGAGGACAAAUUUCCCUAUGAGGGCACUUUACAUGUACAUUUACGACCUCUAGUGGUAGAAUAACACAGAGCUACACAUAAAAUUUAUGUAAAUAUUUACUUGUUUGUAGAAAAAUUUCAAUAAAAUG
This is a messenger RNA of Boleophthalmus pectinirostris (great blue-spotted mudskipper), 2131 nucleotides long. RefSeq lists its product as uncharacterized. Lineage: Eukaryota; Metazoa; Chordata; Actinopteri; Gobiiformes; Gobiidae. The record is from RefSeq and is a predicted model, not a curated record. The transcript is spliced from 3 exons. Bases 9 to 659 code for a protein of 216 amino acids.